CAAGCCAACAAACCCCACUCCGGCCGGGACAGUCUCGGUCCUUGUGUGAGGGUCCUUCAGAGUUGUGGGUCGAGAAGCCAUCCCCCUGUCCCCAAGUAGGUCUCUAUCGGCCACUUAUUUUUUAGGGAUGCUCAGAACACCCAUUACUAACCCAUAACUACCAGGGUAGCUUUUUCAGGGGCUUCACUGCUUACAGGACUGGGGGUGAGGGGGUGGAAUAGACCCGUACCCUAACUGGGUUUGAGCUGUAGUCUCCAGGUGAGCAGGUGGCUUCUGACCAGUUUCCUUUGGCUUGGCAAAGGCCACACGUCUAGUUUUCCUCCCUGAUAGGUAUGGGGUAAUAACAAAAAAGUAAGAACCAGCCCUUCCAGGGCUCAGGGGAGCAACAGAAAACUGCCUGGUCAGUACUUGUGAGGACAGAGGAGUGGAGAGAGGAAGCUGCCCAUCCAAAGUUAGAAACUUGGUUCUCUCCACUCUGCUCUUCUCCAGAGUAGGGAGCCAGUCUGGGAACCAGAGAUCCAGAAUGGCCCAUCUCUCAAGAUGGCCACAUGUGGUGGUGGGUGUGUCUUGGCUAGGUUUGGGCAAUCUGACCUCUCUAGCUUCUGUAAUCUUUGGGCUGCAAAGAAACUUAGAGUCUAGUGUUUCUCAGCAUACUUAAGCCACUGAGUAUUUCAUUUUGGAAUCGCCAAGCUGUGGUAAAAUUGGGUCCUUUGAGGUCAGUUAUAACCCUUAGUGUGGGGACAGAAUACUGCUUAUUCUUGGCCUUUGCUGGAACCCCACUUCUACCCUUUUUUUUUAAGGCGGAGAGAGACUCUUGUUUCUUAGGGCACUCCCUAAGAGCAGCUCUCAUUCACCCAGAGAUACUCAAAGAACAUGUUUUCAUUUUUCUUCCCUCUCCUCCCUACCCCACCAUUUUUCCCCAGCUCUCAGGGCCUGAGUGGGGCAGGAGGAUGCUUUCCCAGCCCCACCAUGGAGCUGCGCUGUGGGGGAUUGCUGUUCAGUUCUCGCUUUGAUUCAGGGAACCUAGCCCACGUGGAGAAGGUGGAAUCUGUGUCUAGUGAUGGGGAAGGAGUAGUGGGUGGUGCCUCGGCCUCCACCAGCAGCAUUGCCUCUUCCCCUGACUAUGAGUUCAACGUGUGGACCCGACCAGACUGUGCUGAAACAGAAUUCGAGAAUGGGAACAGGUCAUGGUUCUACUUCAGUGUCCGGGGAGGAACUCCAGGGAAACUCAUCAAGAUCAACGUCAUGAACAUGAACAAGCAAAGCAAGCUGUAUUCCCAGGGCAUGGCCCCCUUUGUGCGCACACUGCCCACCCGGCCACGCUGGGAACGCAUUCGAGACCGGCCCACCUUUGAGAUGACAGAGACGCAGUUUGUGUUAUCCUUUGUUCACCGUUUCGUGGAAAGCCGUGGGGCCACCACCUUCUUCGCCUUCUGCUACCCCUUCUCCUACAGUGACUGCCAGGAUUUGCUAAACCAGCUGGACCAGCGCUUUCUGGAGAACCACCCUACCCAUAGCAGCCCCCUAGAUACCAUCUAUUACCACCGGGAGACCCUUUGCUACUCUCUGGAUGGACUGCGUGUAGAUCUGCUAACGAUCAGUUCCUGCCAUGGGCUUCGAGAAGAUCGAGAGCCCCGCCUAGAGCAGCUAUUUCCUGAUGCCAGCACACCCCGACCAUUCUGUUUCACAGGCAAGAGGAUAUUCUUCCUAAGCAGCAGGGUACACCCUGGGGAGACUCCAUCUAGCUUUGUCUUCAAUGGCUUUCUGGACUUCAUCCUUCGACCUGACGAUCCUCGGGCCCAAACCCUACGUCGCCUCUUUGUCUUUAAGCUGAUUCCCAUGUUAAACCCCGAUGGCGUAGUCCGGGGCCACUACCGCACAGACUCGCGUGGAGUGAAUCUGAACCGUCAGUACCUGAAGCCUGAUGCAGUCCUGCACCCAGCCGUCUACGGGGCUAAAGCUGUGCUUCUCUACCACCACGUGCACUCCCGUCUGAACUCCCAGAGUCCCUCUGAGCACCAGCGCAGUCCCCAUCUCCCUCCUGAUGCUCCCCUUUCUGACCUUGAGAAAGCCAACAAUCUCCGAAAUGAAGCUCGCCUUGGGCACUCACCUGACGGGGGGAGCCCUGAGGCCUGGACACAGACCGAGCCAGCAGAGCCGAAGCACCACAGCGUGUGGAUUAUGCCACAGCAGUCCACUGAGGCUGAGCAUCCAGACCCCGACACCAUCCCCCCCAAAGAGAGUGGUGUUGCUUACUACGUGGACCUGCAUGGACAUGCUUCUAAAAGGGGCUGCUUCAUGUAUGGAAACAGCUUUAGUGACGAGAACACCCAGGUGGAAAAUAUGCUGUAUCCAAAGCUCAUCUCCUUGAACUCAGCCCACUUUGACUUCCAGGGCUGCAAUUUCUCAGAGAAGAACAUGUAUGCCCGAGACCGCAGAGAUGGCCAGUCUAAAGAGGGAAGCGGCCGGGUUGCAAUCUACAAAGCCUCAGGGAUAAUCCACAGCUACACACUUGAAUGCAACUACAACACUGGACGCUCAGUAAACAGUAUCCCUGCCGCCUGCCAUGACAACGGACGUGCCAGCCCCCCUCCCCUGCCGGCCUUCCCCUCCAGAUACACUGUGGAACAGUUUGAGCAGGUGGGACGAGCUAUGGCCAUUGCAGCUCUGGACAUGGCAGAAUGCAAUCCAUGGCCCCGAAUUGUGCUGUCAGAGCAUAACAGCCUCACGAACCUCCGGGCCUGGAUGCUAAAACACGUGCGCAGCAGUCGAGGCCUGAGCACUACUGUGAACACGGGUGUCAACAAGAAGAGAGGCUCUCGAACUCCACCCAAAAGUAACAAUGGACUGCCUGUUUCCUGCUCUGAAAAUACCUUGAGCUGCGCGCGAAGUUUUAGCACUGGCACAAGUGCUGGUGGUAGCAGCAGCAGUCAACAAAAUUCUCCACAGAUGAAGAACUCCCUCAGCUUUCCUUUUCAUGGCAGCCGGCCUGCAGGGCUGCCAGGCCUGGGCUCCAGCACCCAAAAGGUCAGCCACCGGGUGCUGGGCCCCGUCAGAGAGCCCCGAAGCCAGGACAGGAGACGGCGGCAGCAGCCACUGACCCAUCACCCUACUUCAAGCAGCCCGGCCCCGUCCCCAACUCCUGUUAGUUCUAACACAGCCUCUUUACACAUGGGCUCCUGCCUACUGCCCAACUCACUCGGCAUAUCAGGGAGUAGCUGCUCAUUCCUACCCUCAGGGGACAAACCAGAGGCUGUCAUGGUGAUUGGGAAAGGCCUGCUAGGGGCUGGACCUCGGAUCCCCUGUAUCAGGACCCGACUACAGGCUAGGCCCAGGUUGGGCCGGGGCUCACCGCCGACUCGCAGAGGGAUGAGAGGCUCUUCGGGCCCCACGUCCCCUACCCCCCGGAGCAGGGAGAGCAGUGAGCCAGAGCCGGGACCCUGCUCCAUACCACGGCUGCCUCAGGCUGGGCCCCCACGGCCCUGCUCUGCCCCUGCCGUUUCUCCUAUUUCCCGUAGUCUGUCUGACUCCCAGUCCCGGAUUUGUUACAGUGGGGGGCCCUUGGGCCAAACUGAGGUUUGUUUUGUCCCUAAAUCUCCUCCACUCACUGUUUCUCCUCGGGUCUGAGGCCUUGACCUUCACGCCCAGCACAUGACCCGGAGAUGGGGAACACAGUGAGAAAUGUGCUAGUCCCCUUUCUCAGCUCCUGAUUCCAUGUGACAAUUAUAACUCCUUGGAACGCCAGCCACACUGUUCUGAGACACAGCAGAGCAUCACCUUGAGACAGGACAAAGCAGGGACCUGCCACCCCUUCCCUCCCUCCACAGCACACGAUUUUGGGACCACAAAAAAAAUCUAUAUUUUUAUACUGGGGGGAGGGAGUAGAAAAUAAAGUAGCCCUAUGCUGGGCCCUAUUCAGUGGCAGCUUCUUGUUCCAUAAGGUUAAGGAAGACUUUGAGGAAAUUAAAGUUGUUUGGAAAAAUC
Molecule: messenger RNA, 3984 nt
Organism: Aethalodelphis obliquidens (Pacific white-sided dolphin)
Lineage: Eukaryota; Metazoa; Chordata; Mammalia; Artiodactyla; Delphinidae
Gene: AGBL5
Product: AGBL carboxypeptidase 5
Exons: 14
Coding region: 874-3627 (917 amino acids)
Biological process (GO): proteolysis; protein deglutamylation
Molecular function (GO): metallocarboxypeptidase activity; zinc ion binding
Source: RefSeq, a predicted model, not a curated record